Molecule: messenger RNA, 1746 nt
Organism: Magnolia sinica
Lineage: Eukaryota; Viridiplantae; Streptophyta; Magnoliopsida; Magnoliales; Magnoliaceae
Product: autophagy-related protein 16
Exons: 5
Coding region: 18-1547 (509 amino acids)
Biological process (GO): autophagosome assembly
Cellular component (GO): autophagosome membrane
Molecular function (GO): protein binding
Source: RefSeq, a predicted model, not a curated record
UCCUUUUCAUUAUCAAAAUGACCGCUCAAGGAAACGCAAAGAUUGCCAUAGAACACGCCUUGAAAGCUCUGCGGAAGCGACGAUUGCUUGAAGAAGGCGCUCAUGCUCCUGCUUUCAUCGCCCUCUCUCAGCCUUUCGCUUCUCAGGGGUCAGAGUGGAAGGAGAAGGCUGAAAACCUUGAAUUGGAACUUCAACAAUGUUACAAAGCUCAAGCACGGUUGUCUGAGCAGCUUGUGGUGGAAGUUGCAGAAUGUAGAGCCUCAAAAGCAAUGGUUCAAGAGAAAGAAGUUGCUAUCACUGAUCUGCAAAACGAAGUUUCACAAUCAAGGGAGGAAUGCUCUCGAUUAAAGGAGGUUUUAGAAGAAAAGAUAGAAGCUCUAGAACUGGUGAUCGAAGAGAACCAGACUCUUAAAGCACAACUAGAAGAGGUUACAACAAAAGCUAAAAAUGCAGAAGCUGAAAACAAGAUGUUGAUUGAUCGUUGGAUGUUGCAAAAGAUGAAGGAUGCUGAACGGCUUAAUGAGGCUAAUGCAUUAUACGAAGACAUGAUGGAUCAGGUCAAGGCUAGCAGCAUACAACAACUUGCACGACUACAAGUUGAUGGUGUAAUCCGCCAAAGUGAAGUAGGUGCCGAGAACUUUGUGGAAUCAACUAUUCCGACUACAUGCAAACACAAGCUUAGUGCUCACACAGGCGGUUGUGGUUCCCUUUUGUUUGAAUACAAUACUGAUAAGUUGAUUACUGGAGGCCAGGACCAGACGGUUAAAAUAUGGGAUACAAAGAGCGGGACACUGAGCAGCACUCUUUAUGGUUGCCUUGGUUCUGUUCUUGAUCUCUCCAUUACUCAUGAUAACAGAUCUGUCAUUGCAGCAAGCAGCUCGAACAACUUGUUUGUGUGGGACGUGGGAUCCGGUCGUGUCCGUCAUACUCUAACAGGCCAUGCAGAUAAGGUCUGUGCUGUCGAUGCAAGCAAAGUUUCUAGCCGCAAUGUAGUGAGUGCUGCUUAUGAUCGAACUAUAAAAGUAUGGGAUCUGCAGAGAGGUUAUUGCAUCAACACCCUCAUCUCAUACAGCAACUGCAAUACUCUUUGCUUCAGCAUGGAUGGUCAAACCAUAUGCUCGGGUCAUGUUGAUGGGAACCUUCGUUUGUGGGAUAUUCAGACAGGAAAGCUAAUCAGUGAAGUUGCUGCUCAUGCACAGCCUGUCACAUCAAUCUCUCUAUCUCAUAGUGGUAGCAUUGUGUUGACUAGUGGGAGGGACAAUUUGCACAAUCUUUUCGACGUGCGGUCUCUAGAAGUUUGUGGCACACUAAGAGCAAAUGGCAACAAAGUGGCAUCCAAUUGGAGCCGUUCAUGCAUCAGUGCUGAUGACAGCUAUGUCGCAGCAGGAUUCUCCGAUGGCUCUGUUUAUGUUUGGUCAAGAUCAGGGGCAGACAUCGUGAGCACUCUAAAGGGACACACUGCUCCCGUUCUUUCAUGUUCAUGGAGUUGGCUAGGAAAGCCCCUAGCAUCUGCUGAUAAGAAUGGAACUGUGUGCAUAUGGACAUGAUGAGUAUCAUUGUCACUGAUUUUUUAUGUUGUAAUAAUGGAUGAGGUUUGCUUGAAUACAUCUCAAUCUAUUACAACAAGAUAUGUCGGGACUCUUUAACUGUUGAAUUUUUACCUUUUUCAAUGACCCAAACCGUAUAUUUGAUAGGGCUCUACUUGGAUGUGCCCAUUGAUUAUAUAAAGGUUAUGAUGACUGUUCA